Molecule: messenger RNA, 1008 nt
Organism: Seriola dumerili (greater amberjack)
Lineage: Eukaryota; Metazoa; Chordata; Actinopteri; Carangiformes; Carangidae
Gene: lyrm5b
Product: LYR motif-containing protein 5B-like
Exons: 3
Coding region: 333-695 (120 amino acids)
Biological process (GO): respiratory electron transport chain
Cellular component (GO): mitochondrion
Source: RefSeq, a predicted model, not a curated record
UCUUUGGUUGUUUACUUGUCAGCUGUCUAUACAACCGAACACGUUAUAAAAGUGUUUUAAAAAAUAAAACUCAUCAUAAAACUGCUGCUGACGUCACUACUGAGGUAUCGACGAAACAAAGGAAGAAGCCGACAAAAACCGGAACUCACCUGUUUGUCGAUUUCAGCAGAUUUAAGUGAGUUAUUGUGAAGUUAGCUGAGUUAGCUACGUCAAAGCUAAGUGACGCUGAGUGUCCACCAGACUGCACUUUGUUCCAGGGAAAGUUCAGGAGCAGCAGAGAUCACCUGGACAGUGAUCUGAGAAGGUCAAAGGUCAAAGAAGAGACUCUUCAAAUGUUGAUGUUCUGUUACUUUUUAUUUAGUCAACAAACAGAAGAACAAGACAUUGUUUUUCAGUUUGACUGCCCCUCAUCCCACCCUUCACCCCCCCAAUCCUCCUGGACCAUGGCGAACCCUCUGAGAGCUGAAGUGGUUCGACUCUAUAAAAAUCUCCUCUACCUCGGUCGGGAGUACCCCAAAGGAGGCGAGUACUUCAGAGACCGACUGAGAGCGGCGUUCACCAAGAACAAGUCAGUCCAGGACCCGGAGCAGAUCAAGGAGAUGAUCACUCGUGGGGAGUACGUGGCCCGAGAGCUGGAGGCGCUCUACUACCUGAGGAAGUACAGAGCGCUGAAGAAACGCUACUAUGAGGAAUAAACAGCUGCUGCAGAGACUCAGGACAGACUCCACCCACUGUAACCAUCUGUGUUUAUCACCAUCAGCUGCCAGAAAAAACAAGACACAUACAAAAUAUAAAGAGUCUUUGUUUAUUUCAGGCUCAUUAAAAACUGGAAUGACAGAACAACAGAAAUGAGCAGCAGCUUCGAGGUUUUAAUGUUUUAUUCCUGUCGAGUUCAUUCAGCUCUGAGAGAAAACACUUAAAUAAAGUCAUAAAAAAGACGAGUUGAUGAGUUCUCCUUCAUCCCUCCUGGCAGGAAGAGAGACCACCAACCCGUCAGCUCCCGGUACA